Lycium barbarum (goji berry) is the source of this 2504-nucleotide messenger RNA. RefSeq names its product squamosa promoter-binding-like protein 12. Gene Ontology annotation, cellular component: nucleus. The transcript is spliced from 5 exons. The record is from RefSeq and is a predicted model, not a curated record. Gene Ontology annotation, molecular function: DNA binding. NCBI's taxonomy places the organism in Eukaryota, Viridiplantae, Streptophyta, Magnoliopsida, Solanales, Solanaceae. The coding region runs from base 782 to 2134 and encodes 450 amino acids.
CACUUCCGGUGUUGAUUCCAAUGAAACCCUACGUGGGGGACCAAAGAAGAAUCAACUACCCUUGCGGACAAAAUAUAUAAUUGCAAAAGAAAUUUUAUUUUUUCUUGUUUUCUGUUUUUCUUGUACAUCUUUUUGCUUUCAUAAUCAAGUGAUAAAUGAACAGUCAUCCUACAAAAAUUUUUAAAAUAAAUUUCUGAUAUGUCACAAUCAGCCUAAAUUGUUCAUUAUUAUCCUUCCAGGGGUUGAUGGAAGCUUAAUAAUUCAAUAUUUAUUUGUUAUUUUAGUUAAUUGGGUGGGAGGAAACAGUGGCUGAAAACGAUGUCGUGGUAUUAAUAAAUGGAAUACAAGAUAUCAACAUUGUGUAACCCAUAUAUUUGUGGUCUAUGAUUGAAUUGCGUUGAGCUUUUGUUCAAGUCUUUUUGGUACGGUUGUAGUUGUCGACUUAUUCCUUUGUUUCUUUAGUCAACCAUACUUUUUAAAUUCUUGCUGUUAAGGAAAACAAGUAAAAGGUAAAUUAAUCUAUCAGUUUAUCUGGGUUGAUAAUUUGACUAUUGUCUUAAUUUGCUUGUGCUUGCUUUGGAUUAGAAAGAUGAUGAUCUUGCAAUUGGGAGGAAAUUAGUUAGUUACAGCUUUCGAGUACCAGCUCAGUUGCAUCAUGAGUUGAACCUCAAUUUCGGUAUUUGCCUUUUUGGUGAAAUUAUGUACUUGUCAAACUAGAAAUAUAUUGUGGGGUAAUGCAGUGCUGAGAUUUUAGUGGAGCCGUGUUGCUUUUUUAUACAACAUGGAGUGGAAUGUAAAAUGGGAGUGGGGAAACACGAUGAUGUUUGGUUCAAAGGCUUGUGAAAGUCCGAAAGAACUGCAAUUAACAGAUUGGGGAGGAGUUGAUGAAGCGGGAGAACAUGAUGGUGGAUCCUUCAAUUUAUCAGGGUUUGGCAGUGGUUAUGGCUCUGACGUGGGGCGUUGUUCAAUAUCAGCUUCUACUGACUCGUCACCAAACGAGGGGUUGAAAGAAUCCAACUUCACUUUUGAAGCAUUUGAUGACUCUCAUGGGAAUCUCGGUAAGGAUGUGGAACAGUGCAAAGUUGAGCUAUCUAGACGUUCGCCACCUAUGGAGGCUUCGAUAGGCUAUGAUGGACCAUUGACUGGUUUGAAACUUGGUAAGCGAACAUUUGAAAGCAACAGUGGUGGAAGCAGUGUUAAGCUCCCCUCCAUCUCCAUGAUCCCUGUAUCAUCUGUUAUUGCAGCAAAGAAAACAAAAUCCUCUAGUCAGAAUGCACUAAUUCCGCGCUGUCAGGUUGAGGGCUGCAAUCUUGAUCUGUCUUCAGCUAAAGAAUAUCACCGAAAGCACCGAGUUUGUCACUGUCAUUCUAAAUUCCCAAAGGUCAUCAUAGGAGGUGUCGAGCGGCGCUUUUGUCAGCAGUGUAGCAGGUUCCAUAGCUUGUCUGAUUUUGAUGAAAAGAAACGAAGCUGUCGCAGGAGGCUUUCUGAUCACAAUGCACGCCGCCGCAAGCCACAGCAGGAAACUAUUCAAUUUAACUCGACGAGGCUUUCUUCAUGGUUUUAUGAUAAUAGGCAAUCAAUGAAUCUUGUGUUCAACAAUGACCCCCUUCUCCACUCUAAAACUGCUGCAGAUACUACCUGGGAAACCUCUGAAGUUUCCAAGUUCACAAUAACAAGAGGGUUAACUUUAAAACCUUACAAAGCUGACAGUAUUAAUGGAAAGUCACUUGUGGGAGGAGUCAAGCUUUCAGGGACCACUGAAAUGCAGACCAAUGCAUCUAACUUGUACUCGGCAUCCAACGCCACCACAGCCAAGGUCUUCAGGCAAGGUUUCAAGGAGACCAUGUUCUCACUAAAUAUGGGUGUGGCACCAGAAUUACCUCGUGCUCUCUCUCUUCUGUCAAAUAAUUCAUCAUCUGAGCAUGUAAACCAGAUCAGCAUGCCGGAGCAGGUGAUGCAUGCAAUUCCUCAGAGUUCGCCACUUGAGUCCGCUGAACACUGGCAGCCUGAACAACAUCUAUUCAAUCCACGAAUUCAUACGUCGGUUGCGAACGGUCACAGUGGCUGUAGCUUCCAGGAAAUUCACCUUUCCAAAGAUCCAUUUGACGACUUCUAUGUCAAUGGAUUGAACUGACACAGCAGAGACUACUCAGCCAACCCUCAAUGUCAGAAAAUGGAUUUCAAUUUUUGCUGGUUUUACAUUCUCCAGUUAAGCAGAUGGUUCAUAAGUAGGGUAUUGGAAGCAGCCUGUCAUUCUAAAGUGGUAGCAUUUAACACAAGUAAAUGGAGCUCCGGAUAUUGGACAUCCACUCUUGAAAGAAACCACGUAUGCCUUAAAUUUUACUUGCUUAAUAAAUCAAUAUGAGUUCUUAAGUGUUGUAUUCGUUUCUUGUUUCUUCACGUUGACAUGAUGUUACCACAGAUUUAAUGUUGAUAUCUGAAAACGCCGUGACACUGAGUCAAUUUAUCCAUCUAAAAUCGUUCUGAAAUAGGAUUCGGUUGAA